AUGGAGGGCAGAGAUUUCCGAAAAGAUAUGAGAUUGACUAGCCAGCUGGGUUGGUUUGGCUAUUCUUUUCUAUUGAAAAUGAGUAUUUGCUCUCUGAUUCAUACUCCUCUUGAUCUUCUUUUUAUGAUAGAACUUCGCUUCGUCUGUUCCAUCACUUCCGGUGAGGGACGAAUGGCUGGAAAAGUCGUUGCCGGAGAGGUACACGAGCUUGAGGUUGAGGCAGCAGGCAAAGGGGGAGAGGGUGCCGUUGAGGCGGUUGCCGCGGAAGUCAAGGAGACGGAGCUUGUCAAAGGAUGCGAAGGAGUAUGUGGCUACGAAGGGUUAGGGGUAACCAACCCAGAGGCUUGA
This is a messenger RNA of Striga asiatica, 348 nucleotides long. NCBI's taxonomy places the organism in Eukaryota, Viridiplantae, Streptophyta, Magnoliopsida, Lamiales, Orobanchaceae. The record is from the annotation of a GenBank genome assembly.